Molecule: messenger RNA, 1815 nt
Organism: Brassica napus (rape)
Lineage: Eukaryota; Viridiplantae; Streptophyta; Magnoliopsida; Brassicales; Brassicaceae
Exons: 7
Coding region: 1-1815 (604 amino acids)
Source: RefSeq, a predicted model, not a curated record
AUGAGAGAUUUCAAUGAAAUUCUUGAUGGAACUGAGAGUUCGAGGUUUGAUAACAUGAGUAGGAUUCCAUGUAAAAUGAGAGAUUUUCAUAGUUUGGUUCUUCAGUCUCAGCUUACUGACAUGGCCUAUCAAGGGCCACAGUAUACAUGGAGUAACAAGAGGGAGGAUGGAGUAAUUUGUAAGAAGCUGGAUAGGGUAUUACUUAAUGAAGAGGCUUUGCAAAGAUUCAGUAAUGCUUAUUCAGUAUUGGAAGCAGGGGGAUGUUCGGAUCACAUGAGGUGCAAAGUUCAAUUGUUUCCUCCAAGUGAGAAGAUCAAAAGACCCUUCAAGUAUAUCAAUGUGAUAGAUUCUCAAAAAAAACUAAAGCAUUUGAAGCCGUUGAUUCGUGAGUUGGGAAGAGACAAGAUGGGUAACUUAACAAUACGAGCAAAUGAGGCUUAUGAACUGUUAUGUGUGAAGCAGAGCAACACAUUAGCAAAGCCGAGUGAAGCUGCUGUCAAAGAGGAGGCAGAAGCAUAUGGUAAAUGGCUAUAUGUUGCAAAUCUGGAAGAAGAAUAUUUAAAGCAGAAAGUGAAGCUACAUUGGCUAGAUAUUGAGAUAAAGCAAGAGGCAGAGAAAUUCUUCUCUGAAUUUCUAAAUCAUAAGCCAGUGACCUAUAAGGGUGCAUAUGAGGAGGAGCUACAGGAGUUGCUAAAAUUUCGUUGCUCUUCAGACGAUUGUAGGAUUCUUGAAGCAGAAGUAACUGAAGAUGAAAUUCAAAAAGUUCUCUUUGCAAUGCCAAACAACAAGUCCCCAGGGCCAGACGGCUAUCCGUGUGAGUUUUUCAAAACAGCUUGGCUGGUUAUAUCUCAGGACUUCAUUACUGCGAAGCUACUUCCGAGAAUCAUAACAGAGACUCAGUCUGCUUUUGUACAAGGUAGACUCCUUAUGGAGAAUGUGCUGCUUGUAUCUGAGCUCGUUAAGGGAUAUCACAAGGAUGUGGUAUCUUCUAGGUGUGUUAUGAAGAUAGAUAUUGCUAAAGCAUUCGGCUCGGUGAAAUGGGAGUUUGUUCUGAAGAGCUUAAGGGCACUGGGUUUCCCGGAGAGGUUUAUCCAUUGGAUUGAGCUAUGUAUUACCAGUCCAUCAUUCUCAGCGCAAGUCAAUGAUAGAGCAGUGGUUGAUAAGAAGUUCAAGCUACAUCCGAGAUGCAAAAAUCUUUCUAUAACGCACCUUUGCUUUGCAUACUUCGUAGAAGGAGUACCAGAGUCUGAGAAGAGUAGUAUCCUAACUAAUUUCCCGUUUGCUGAGGGCGAGCUUCCAGUGAGGUAUUUGGGGCUUCCUCUCAUGACCCAAGUGAUGAGGAAGCAAGACUAUCUUCCUCUACUAGAAAAUAUCAAAAUAUUUCAUCUCCCAAGCGCUUGUAUUAAGGAGGUGGAGAAAUUAUGUGCAGCAUUUCUUUGGACAGGGCCAACUCUUAAGUCUUCAAGUGCCAAGGUAGCGUGGAGAGACGUCUGUAGUAUGAAGAGUGAAGGUGGUCUGGGAUUAAGAGAUCUAAAAGAAGUUAAUAAGGUAUAUGGGCUUAAGUUGACCUGGAGAAUGUUAUCUGGAGACUCGCUGUGGGGUAAGUGGAUCAAAGCUAAUUUGCUGAAAAGGAAAAGUUUCUGGGAAGUAAACAUCAAAACGCAAAAUGGAUCUUGGAUGUGGCGUAAAAUGUUGAAACUAAGAGAAGUAGCAAAGGUAUUUCACAAGAAAGAGCUGGGAAAUGGAAGGCACAUAUCUUUCUGGUUUGAUAACUGGUCGAAUAAGGGAGCUCUCUUUGAUUUAGUAGGCCCUUGA